Molecule: messenger RNA, 412 nt
Organism: Heterotrigona itama
Lineage: Eukaryota; Metazoa; Arthropoda; Insecta; Hymenoptera; Apidae
Source: the annotation of a GenBank genome assembly
AUGCAAUUAAACUGGGCUGCGAGUUGGUUGGAUACAGUUUUUCAUUAAUGAGUUUAUUCUCGCGAGGCGAAGUAUGAAUGUCUCCGACUGAUGUAGUACUUUCGGCGAAUCGAUGGAAAAUCGAAUUUCCCCGUUAUAAUGGCCUUUGUGACUCGAUUUACCGGAACAGUUGGCGAACAAACGAAAGGCUCGGAUUUGAAUCCCGAUUCAGCAAUCCUAUCCGCUAAUUCUUUUUCUCCCCGUAGGGUUUUUCAGAAAAUAGGAUUUACCACCAUGCAUCCGGUGCAUUUCGUAUUUCGUUUUCGCGUUAGUUGAAACUUGGAAACUCUCAGCGAAACGAAGAUGGAUCAAAUUUAUUCAGACGAUCAUGCGACAUUUUGUGAUAGAAAAAUGUACAAAAUGUACAAAAUAG